AUGUGGGGUGACCCAGUUGGGCGGGUGAAGGCCAGCAGCAGAGGUGAUGAAAAAAUUCACCUAAGGCCGAGCAAAGAAGAUAGGAUUUUAUUGAAUGAACUGCAAGGGAGCAGCAGGCAGGAAAGCAAAGGAAAGACUGCCAGGAGGACACACACACACACACACACACAGAAUGUUCUGGGUGAGAAGGGCCGGCGGAUCCGAGAAUUGACUGCUGUGGUUCAGAAGAGAUUUGGUUUUCCUGAGGGCAGUGUAGAGCUUUAUGCUGAAAAAGUGGCCACAAGAGGUCUGUGUGCUAUUGCCCAGGCAGAGUCUCUGCGUUACAAACUCCGAGGAGGCCUCGCAGUGCGGAGGGCCUGCUAUGGUGUGCUGCGGUUCAUCAUGGAGAGUGGGGCCAAAGGCUGUGAGGUCGUGGUGUCUGGGAAACUCCGAGGACAGAGGGCUAAAUCCAUGAAGUUUGUGGAUGGCCUGAUGAUUCACAGCGGGGACACUGUUAACUACUAUGUUGAUACUGCUGUGUGCCAUGUGCUGCUCAGACAGGGUGUGCUGGGCAUCAAAGUGAAGAUCAUGCUUCCCCGGGACCCAAGUGGUAAGAUUGGCCCUAAGAAGCCCCUGCCAGAUCAUGUGAGCAUUGUGGAACCCAAAGAUGAGAUCCUUCCCACCACCCCCAUCUCAGAACAGAAAGGUGGGAAACCCGAGCCUCCUGCCACGCCUCAACCAGUACCCACAGCAUAAUAGGGUCUUCUUGGCAGCUGGAUCUGGAGUUUGGAUUUUGCUCUCUAAAGAUCUCUAAUAAAAUCUUUGAAAAAGAAA
Messenger RNA from Neofelis nebulosa (Clouded leopard), 813 nucleotides. RefSeq names its product small ribosomal subunit protein uS3-like. The record is from RefSeq and is a predicted model, not a curated record. Bases 1 to 735 code for a protein of 244 amino acids. Lineage: Eukaryota; Metazoa; Chordata; Mammalia; Carnivora; Felidae. Gene Ontology annotation, biological process: translation; positive regulation of apoptotic signaling pathway. Gene Ontology annotation, molecular function: RNA binding; structural constituent of ribosome. Gene Ontology annotation, cellular component: cytosolic small ribosomal subunit; nucleus. The transcript has 2 exons.